AUGAGUGAACAAAUUCCGGUCGAAAUGCGUGAAAACGCACGAGAGGCCGAUGCAGAGAAAGUCGAUGCUCAAACUACCGUGUCUCCGGUCCCAGAUGUCGCAGAUGCAGGCAAUUCCUCUGAUCGGGGUUAUUCCCGAGUCUCCAUGGUCUUCAUGGUGAUUUUCAGCGGUCUGGCGAUCGGAUCGGAUGGGUUCAAUGCCUCAAUUAUCGGAAACUUGGAGCUCAUCAUGGGGGUUAUUUACCCGGAAUCGCUCACGACGGCAGUUGCUGCUCGGCUAUCGAAUGCCUUCAUGGUUGGAAUGAUCAUCGGCAUGUUGUCGUUCGGUUAUAUUUCGGACAAAUUGGGUCGCAAAACGGGCGCGGUCUUGACGACAAUACUGCUGGUGCUAGGGAUAGCUCUCAGUGCCGGCGCGAGUGGAAUUACCGAAAAUGGCAUGUUCUGGAUGCUCAUUAUUGCUCGGGGUGUUGCGGGUGUUGGUGCAGGAGGAGAAUAUCCCGUCGCGGGUGCUGGUGCUGCUGAAGCCACAGAUGAAGCACCUGGAAUGCGGAAACGCAGAGGCUUCAUCUUUGCUAUGAUCGGGGACUUGUCUGCUUCUCUGGGAUUUGCAUUUGGCGCACUCGUUCCGUUAAUCCUGUUGUUGUGUUUUCAUCAACAGGUGAGGCAUUAUGAGGCUGUCUGGCGAAUUUCGUUGGCCAUGGGUGCGAUUCCGCCACUUUCUAUUUUUUGGUUUCGCUACAAGAUGGUGAUGAGCUCUGCGUACCGCAAGAGCUCCAUGAAGAAGCAACGGAUUCCCUACUGGUUGGUGCUGAAGAAGUACUGGCGACCCUUGCUUGGAGUUUGUGGCUCAUGGUUUAUUUACAACUAUAUCUCAUAUCCUUUUGGCUUGUUCUCGUCAACCAUCGUCGGUCGAGUCAAUCCCACUUCUUCACUCGCACUGACCAUGGCAUGGGGCACUCUCAUCAACUGCUUCUAUAUCCCCGGUGCUUUCAUUGGUGGCCUUCUGUCCGACAAGAUCGGUCGCCGUCGCACUAUGGCUCUGGGCUUUGGACUUUAG
Penicillium olsonii is the source of this 1056-nucleotide messenger RNA. The record is from the annotation of a GenBank genome assembly. NCBI's taxonomy places the organism in Eukaryota, Fungi, Ascomycota, Eurotiomycetes, Eurotiales, Aspergillaceae.